AUGUGGGAGGAAAUUAAACAUGAUGAAAAGGACCCUAGGAAAAAGGACUUCAAGAAGCUGGAAACCAAGACUGAUUAUACAACCAAACAGCCUAAUCUAUCAAAGCAUGCUUCUAAAAUAGAGAGCAAGAAUGAGAACAAGACUUUGAAUAAAAUAGGGACCUUAAAGGGUCCUAAGGAAUUCGCUACUGGCAAGAAUGAGAAAGGAGAGCGAAUUUGCUUCACUUGUGGUAGCACCGAGCACCUCGCUAACUACUAUAAGAAGGACGAUAAGGGAGACACUGAGAAGAAGAAACCGAGUGUUCGUAUUGUCAAAACAGCCAGCCGAAAGAAAGGUCAUGAGCGAAUGGCUGAGCAGACAUGGGACCUUUCAGACUCGUCGGAAAACGAGAGAGCCACAAAUGCGUACAGGGGAUUACCUAUGCGCUAUGGCCACUAUGAGUACUUGGUGAUGCCGUUUGGGCUGACAAAUGCACCAGCGGCAUUCCAAGGUUACAUCAACCAGGCCCUGAGAGGGUUGGUUGACGACUUUUGCAUUAUAUAUCUAGACGAUAUCCUAAUCUUCUCCAAAACGAAGGAAGAGCAUACAGAGCAUUUGAGACUUGGAGUCAAGAUGGACCCAGAAAGAGUCCAAACGAUUAGCGAGUGGAAGGAACAUCCACUAGGGUCGUACCAGGAUGUUCAAGUGUUCCUUGGGUUCUAUAACUUCUACAGAAGGUUUAUCCAAGGGUAUUUGUGCAUCGCUAGGCCACUUACAAGCCUAAUGAAGGGCAGUAAGGACGACCUUCCAACGCAGUUAGAGACUGAUACAUCCAAACAGUUCAAGGGUCCAGAACUGAACUAUAGGACACCAGACCAAGAAAUGCUAAGACACUACCUAGAGGGUAGGUUGUUGAUAACGCUAGGGGCAAAGAUUGCUCGCGUACAACAAAUCUACACAAGCUAUCGUUGGAGGGUGAUGCAAUCCCACGAUGAUGGAAAUCCUCAAGGAAGUGAGGAAGAGAAGACCUACAAGGUUGGCAAGGAGUCAACGCAGGCAAGUGAAAAGCCACAAGAUGUGGUCACCUGUGUAUACAAUAGUGAGUUAGGACAACAGGUGCAAGGCCGGGCUUGUGAAUACGAUAUGCGUCCAGGCCUGUUGGGACCCUCUGUGACACCCCAGGGAGAUAGGGUUGAGGCUGAUCACCUCAUUCGGUGUAUGUUGACUCAGAAGGUCACACGCCAAAGGGCUCAGCAGGCAGUCCUGAAUGAAGCACCACGGCAGGAACCCUUAGAGGGCCUGCGGCAGUUGGUAGCAGCUGCCCAGAAGGAGGAUCCCUUCUGUAUGCGGGUAGAUAAGGACCUCAGCAAAGGAGACUCUACAAGACUGCAAUAUGGCCAUACAAGUGAUGGAGUGUUGCUGUACAAGGGCCGGAUAUUGGUCCCUAACCAAAGGAGUCUAGUGCAUAAGAUCCUAAGGUUAUACCAUGAUGAACCAUCUGCUAGGCAUUGGGGAAUCCAAAAGAUAUUGGAACUCUUACAGUGGAAGUUCAAAUGGGAGGGCAUAAGACAAGACGUCGAGGAAUACAUACAGACGUGUCUAGUCUAUCAAGGAAAUGCCACUCCAAGACAUAAACCCUAUGGGCAAUUGGAUCCCUUGCCACAGCUAAGCAGGCCAUGGAAGGAGAUAUCAAUGGAUUUCAUUACCUAG
Molecule: messenger RNA, 1689 nt
Organism: Talaromyces stipitatus ATCC 10500
Lineage: Eukaryota; Fungi; Ascomycota; Eurotiomycetes; Eurotiales; Trichocomaceae
Product: gag/polymerase/env polyprotein, putative
Exons: 8
Coding region: 1-1689 (562 amino acids)
Source: RefSeq, a predicted model, not a curated record